Messenger RNA from Trichoplusia ni (cabbage looper), 6505 nucleotides. Its product is annotated as neural-cadherin-like. The record is from RefSeq and is a predicted model, not a curated record. Gene Ontology annotation, cellular component: catenin complex; plasma membrane. Lineage: Eukaryota; Metazoa; Arthropoda; Insecta; Lepidoptera; Noctuidae. Gene Ontology annotation, molecular function: calcium ion binding; cadherin binding. Gene Ontology annotation, biological process: homophilic cell-cell adhesion.
UCGUGAUAACUUAGGUUUGUAAUCUAGGCAUGGUUCAACGUUAUGAUUAUGACUACAAUAGCCAAAAUAAAAGUUUGAACCGAGUUCGAGGCUAGCAAGUAUUAUAUUAAAUUUUAACCACAAUAAUAAACGCAGUCCACUUCGGACCAAGCAAUGUUAUCUUUCUGUUUGUACUCUUAGAGUUUGUUGUUUUACUGUCUCUGUUUUCAUGAAAAUUUGUUGACGCUGUUAAUUAAUCGUUUUGUAUGCAGACAGCACAGUGCUAUCUUGAAAGAGAUUUUUAUUAGACAGCUUUCGGGCGACCCUAGCAGACGUUUACAAUUUAUUAUGUUUUAUGGAUUGCGUCGAUGUGGGCGUGCGUGUAAUGGCGAAUACAUAUAUGUGGUACCUACAUGCAUUUCGAAGAUGUCCGGCGCGCUGGCCGCUGCCUCUGCGAUGUUUGACGUAUCUGUUUAUACACGGAACGUGGCAACUCACUUCCUGACUAAUGGAAGGACGCACUCGGUGGGACCUGGGCGGAACUCGUUCUGUGAUUAAUGGCAAUCUUAUCAGAUUCCAACACUAUACAUUUAACGGCAAUCGCUGCGGACUUAAUCGCCAGUCUGAAAGGUGCAAAUUAAUUACACAGAUUAACUCUCUAAUACAUUAAUUUGUACUCAAUUGAUUAUUUGUAGGGAUCGCUUUGAUUUAAUCUUCUAUAAAACAUAAUUAAUUUCGUGAUCUGAAUCUAUUUUAAAGCAACCAGAAGUCGGGUCUAUGCUAAUAAUGAACAGAUUAUUCUGAGACGUAUUUUGCAUAUUCAAAUCUGUGAGCAUAAAACGACAUUAAGUUAAAAAGAGUUUACAAGGCGUAAACUCGGUAAUGUGCGAAAGUUGGUAAGUCCACUAGAGUCUUUACGGCAACUAGUCAUUUUUAUAGUUAUCGUGUCACCAUUAAUGAAGAUUCUUGUCCAUUAGUAUUAUCGAGGGCUGUUUUUAUCAUUGAAAAAUAUGGUGGUUGUGCUCGCGUCGGCCAGGCGGGGUAGUUCGCCGGGGCGGGCUCGCGGGCUCGCGCGGCAGUUCGGCUUGGGCAACUCGCCGUCCGCCCGCCUCGCGCGCUGCUACCUCUCCUACUCUCGGUUCAAUGAUAAUUAAUUCCGUUCGCUCGGAGUCGGGAAUAAGACCGCAUGUGGUUUGUGAUUUAAUAUUAUGAAUAAUCGUUGUUUACGUGUUGCGAAGGCAGUGUCUGUGUGUGAUAAUAAUCAACGUUGACAGUUAGAGUGCGCCAUGCGGUGAAGCGCCGUCGGUGCUAUAUGCACGCGCGGAUAUGGUGGACCCGCUGAAAAUAUUUUGGGUUUUAACAAAUAGCACUUACCUUGUGACCAAAUUCAUCCGUAUCGGCAUCGCUGACAAGAAUGACAACCCACCUUACUUCGACAAGGAACUAUACGAGGCUGAAGUCGACGAAAAUGAAGACAUCCAACACACCGUGCUCACUGUCACCGCCAAAGAUCACGACGAAUCGUCGCGUAUUCGAUACGAGAUCACGAGCGGGAACAUAGGCGGCGCCUUCGCCGUCAAAAACAUGACGGGCGCCAUCUACGUGGCAGGCGCACUCGACUACGAGACCAGGAAACGGUACGAGCUGAAGUUGGCUGCGUCGGACAACCUGAAGGAGAACUACACGACUGUGGUGAUUCACGUGAAGGAUGUCAACGACAAUCCGCCCGUGUUCGAGAGGCCCACGUAUCGCACGCAGAUCACGGAAGAAGACGACCGCAAUCUACCCAAACGAGUGCUUCAGGUUACAGCUACUGAUGGUGAUAAAGACAGACAACAGAACAUAGUUUAUUUCCUCACCGGUCAGGGUAUCGAUCCUGACAAUCCUGCUAAUAGCAAAUUCGACAUCAACCGUACCACUGGAGAAAUAUUCGUCCUCAAACCCUUAGAUCGCGAUCAACCUAAUGGGCGACCUCAAUGGAGAUUUACAGUUUUUGCCCAAGAUGAAGGGGGUGAAGGCCUAGUGGGGUACGCAGAUGUACAAGUCAAUCUUAAAGACAUCAAUGAUAAUGCCCCUAUUUUCCCACAAGGCGUAUAUUUCGGUAAUGUCACAGAAAACGGCACAGCCGGUAUGGUCGUUAUGACAAUGACAGCCAUAGACUAUGAUGACCCUGCAGAAAGUAAUAAUGCUAAGCUGUGGUAUUCAAUUGAGAAAAAUGUAAUAGAAGAAGAAACCGGCUCACCGAUAUUCGAAAUCGAACCUGAAACAGGUGUUAUUAAAACCGCAGUGUGCUGUCUUGAUCGCGAAAGGACGCCCGACUAUUCAAUACAAAUAGUAGCCUCCGAUGGUGGGGGGUUAAAAGGGACAGGUACAGCCUCUAUAAGAGUCAAAGACAUAAACGAUAUGCCACCGCAAUUUACGAAAGACGAAUGGUUUACGGAAGUAGACGAAACAGAUGGAACUAACUUGCCUGAAAUGCCUAUCUUGACUGUAACAGUUCAUGAUGAAGACGAAACGAAUAAAUUCCAAUAUAAAGUUAUUGAAAAUAGUGGAUAUGGUGCUGAUAAAUUUACUAUGGUUAGAAAUAAUGACGGCACUGGCUCGUUAAAAAUUGUACAGCCGUUAGAUUAUGAAGACCAAUUACAAAGUAAUGGCUUCAGAUUUAGGAUACAAGUUAAUGAUAAAGGAGAAGAUAAUGACAACGAUAAAUAUCAUGUAGCUUACUCGUGGGUAGUUGUUAAACUUAGAGAUAUAAACGACAAUAAACCUCAGUUUGAAAGAGCUAACAUAGAAGUAUCGGUGUAUGAGAAUGCUGAAGUUGGUAAGAGCUUAGAAACAUUUAAAGCUACUGAUCCAGAUCAGGGAGGCAAGAGCAAAGUUUCAUAUGCUAUCGACAGAUCAUCUGACAGAAAACGGCAGUUCUCUAUUAACCAAGAAGGUACUGUCAGCAUACAACGUUCAUUGGAUAGAGAAGAUACCCCUAGACAUCAAGUAAAAAUAUUGGCCAUUGAUGAUGGCGUGCCGCCAAGGACUGCUACUGCUACUCUUACAGUCAUAGUGCAGGACAUAAAUGACAACGCGCCUACAUUCUUAAAAGACUACCGACCUGUAUUGACCGAACAUAUAACGCCUAAAAAAGUCGCGGAAAUAUUAGCGACUGAUGACGACGAUAGGUCAAAGAGCAAUGGACCACCAUUCCAGUUUAGGCUUGACCCUGGUGCUGACGAUAUUAUUCGAGCUUCUUUCAAAGUUGAGCAAGAUCAAAAAGGUGCCAACGGUGACGGAAUGGCUAUUGUAUCAUCUUUACGCUCUUUUGACAGAGAGCAGCAAAAGGAAUAUCUUAUUCCUAUUAUCAUCAAAGACCAUGGAAACCCUGCUAUGACUGGAACCAGCACAUUGACUGUUGUGAUUGGUGAUGUCAAUGAUAAUAAAAUGCAACCGGGCUCCAAAGAAAUUCUUGUCUAUAGUUAUCAAGGUCAGGCACCAGAUACUGAAAUUGGUCGAGUAUAUGUCUAUGAUCUAGAUGAUUGGGAUCUACCAGAUAAGAAGUUUUUCUGGGAAAGUUCAGAACAUCCAAACUUUACACUGAACGAAGAAACUGGUAUGGUACAAAUGCGACAUAAAACUAGAGAAGGUAGAUAUCAUCUGAAGUUUAAAGUUUAUGAUCGAAAACACACGCAAACGGAUGUACCUGCCAACGUUACAGUCUAUGUAAAAGAGAUAUCGCACGAAGCCAUAAUAAACUCCGGAUCGAUCCGUAUAUCUGGAAUAUCAGAUGAAGACUUUAUAAGGGUCUGGAAUUACAAAACGCUUAGUGUCUCAAGAAGCAAAUUGGACAUAUUUAAGGACAAAUUGGCAGACUUACUAAAUACUGAACGCGAAAACAUUGAUAUUUUCAGUGUUCAGCUUAGGAAAAAGCACCCGCCUGUUACGGAUAUUCGAUUCUCCGCACAUGGAGCUCAUUAUUAUAAACCUAUCCGAUUAAAUGGUAUUGUACUUAUGCACCGAGAAGAAAUAGAGAGGGCUGUGGGAAUUAACAUAACUAUGGUUGGUAUCGAUGAGUGUUUGUACGAAAACCAAAUGUGUGAAGGAUCUUGCACUAACGUUUUGGAUAUAAGUAACCUACCGUAUAUGGUUAACUCAAACAAAACUGCUCUCGUGGGUGUCCGAGUAGACGUUAUUGCCGAAUGUACCUGUGGUGCCCGCAAUUUCACUCAAGCGGAAACAUGUCGCAACUCGCCAUGCUACAAUGGCGGUAGAUGUAUAGAAGGCAAAUAUGGACUGACGUGCUCUUGUCCUCCUGGCUACACCGGGCCAAGAUGUCAGCAAACAUCCAGAAGCUUUAGAGGAACAGGUUGGGCUUGGUACCCUGCACUAGAAAUGUGUGACAGUUCCCACUUAAGUUUCGAAUUUAUCACAAGAAAGUCAGAAGGUGUACUACUUUACAAUGGGCCCAUCGUCCCACCUGAACCGGAAGAAAUCAUGGUAUCAGAUUUCAUCUCUGUGGAGCUAGAAAGAGGCAAUCCAAGACUUCUAAUAGAUUUUGGUUCUGGGACUUUAGAACUCAGAGUUAAAACAAAGAAGUCUUUGGAUGAUGGCGAGUGGCAUAGAAUAGAUAUCUUCUGGGACACAGAAAACGUGAGAAUGAUAGUUGACUUCUGUAAAUCAGCUGACAUUCAAGAGAUGGAAGAUGGAACUCCACCUGAAUUUGAUGACUCGACGUGCCAAGCUAGCGGAACAAUCCCGCCUUUCAAUGAGUAUUUGAAUGUCAAUGCGCCUCUGCAGAUAGGUGGUUUAUACAUCGAACACUUUGAUCCAACACACUAUCAUUGGCAAUACAUGCCAAUCGGCAAAGGAUUUGACGGAUGUAUACGCAAUCUGAUUCAUAACAGCAAGUUAUAUGAUUUAGCCCAUCCUGGACUAUCAAGGAAUUCUGUAGCAGGCUGCCCACAAACAGACGAAAUAUGUAACCAAGCGGACACUACUUCAAGGUGUUGGGAACAUGGCACUUGUGUUGGAAGCUUUUCUGAGGCCAGGUGUCAAUGCCAACCUGGUUGGACUGGACCUUCCUGUAACUUACCAACCACACCGACCAGUUUUAGACCUCAGAGUUAUGUAAAAUUCGCUCUGAGUUUUGAACCUGACAGAUUCAGCACACAAAUUCAGCUGCGAUUUAGAACGCGUGAGCCUCAUGGUGAACUAUUCAGAGUUAGUGAUCAACACAACCGGGAGUAUGGAAUACUGGAAGUCAAGGAAUCGCGAUUACACUUCCGUUAUAAUCUAAACUCACUGCGUACCGAAGAACGCGAUGUAUGGUUGAAUUCUGUGGCUGUUGAUGACGGCCAAUGGCAUAUUGCUCGUGUUAGCCGAUAUGGAAGCGCUGCAAUGUUGGAAAUCGAUGGCGGAGAAGGACGCCGAUACAACGAGACUUUCUACUUCGAGGGUCAUCAGUGGCUACUUGUAGACAAGCAGGAGGGCGUGUAUGCUGGUGGCAAAGCUGAGUACACUGGCGUUCGGACAUUUGAAGUAUAUGCCGACUUCCAGAAAGGUUGUUUGGACGAUAUCAGAUUAGAGGGUAAACAUCUACCUUUACCGCCAGCGAUGAAUGGCACCCAGUGGGGUCAGGCAACUAUGGCUAGAAAUCUCGACCGUAACUGCCCAUCAAACAGUCCUUGCAUCAACGUUCACUGCACGGAACCUUUUGUUUGCGUCGAUCUCUGGAAUGAAUACGAAUGCACUUGCGGUGAGGGUUUGGUAUUGUCUCCGGACGGCAAGGGAUGCGUAGACAAGAACGAGUGUCUGUACUUCCCGUGCCGCAAUGGCGGCUCGUGCGUGAACCGCGAGCCUGGCUACCGCUGCCACUGUCCCGAAGGGUUCUGGGGCGAGAACUGCGAGUUGGUGCAGGAGGGCCGCACGCUCAAGCUCAGCAUGGGCGCGCUCGCGGCCAUCCUCGUCUGCCUCCUCAUUAUCAUGAUCCUGGUGUUAGUGUUCGUGGUAUACAACCGACGUCGGGAGGCUCACAUCAAGUACCCUGGACCUGAUGACGAUGUUCGUGAGAACAUUAUUAAUUAUGACGAUGAAGGAGGCGGCGAAGAUGAUAUGACGGCCUUCGACAUCACCCCGCUUCAGAUACCCAUCGGAGGACCACUGCCUGAUCAUGCACCUACUAAAUUACCCUAUCCUGUAAUGGGUCUGGGGCUUGGCGUGGGUCCGAUGGGCGUAGCCGUGGGCGUCCCACCAGGAGUUGGCGUGGGAGUACCGCUGCCAGGAGAGACUAACGUUGGCAUGUUCAUCGAGGAACAGCGGCGCGCUGACAGUGACCCAAACGCGCCGCCAUUCGACGACCUGCGCAACUACGCUUACGAGGGCGGCGGUAGCACCGCCGGAUCACUCUCAUCGCUCGCAUCCGGUACGGACGACGAGACGCACGAGUACGACUACCUGGGCGCGUGGGGCCCGCGGUUCAACAAGCUGGCUGACCUGUACGGGCCGGACCUGGACGAGCAGCUGUAGGCGCACCCACGAC